This is a messenger RNA of Fulvia fulva, 2403 nucleotides long. Its product is annotated as putative glutaminase. The transcript is spliced from 2 exons. The record is from RefSeq and is a predicted model, not a curated record. Lineage: Eukaryota; Fungi; Ascomycota; Dothideomycetes; Mycosphaerellales; Mycosphaerellaceae. Bases 1 to 2403 code for a protein of 800 amino acids.
AUGCGCGCUGGCGCUGUCGUGGCAGCGGCAGCAGGUCUGCUCAGCUUUAGUAGCGCUUCGACGCUGACGCCUCCAGUGCUGCCGCUCAUUGUACGCAAUCCGUACCUCUCCACGUGGCUGGCCAACGCGAGAGAUGAGCCGUGGUCGAAAUGGCCAAUGCACUGGACUGGACAAUCGGUCGGCUUGAGCAUUCUUGCUUCAGUUCCAGAGACCUCCAACGUCUAUCCACUCCUGGGAAGACCGCACGAUGGCUUGGACCGUGACAGCAAUCAUUAUACCGUCGCCUUCCCGCAGUACCUAGGAGCUCAAUACGAUGCCUCCACGACCAAUCUCACCUACGCCAUUCCCUCGUACAAGACAGCAAACGGCAGCGUCGAGAUCGUGCUGUCUUUCCUCUCACCGAUCACGCCCACUUCGACUCUGCGGCAGUCGAUUCCGGCCAGCUACUUGAGUGUUCAUGUGAAGGGCAAUUUCAAUGUAGAUAUCUAUGUUGACGUAAAUGGCCAGUGGGUCAGCGGCAAUCGCGGAUCCAGAAUUGAAUGGGACCUGCAUGACAGUGAGAAGAAGCUGAAAACCUGGAGAAUCAAGCGGAGUAAUGAGGAGCUCUUCACAGAGUGGAACGAUCGCGCCGAAUGGGGCUCUCUGCACUUUACAGGGCCUGCAGACAUCCACCAUGAGUGUGGUGUUUCGAAUCUGUUGCGACAACGCUUCUCGAGGACUGGGUCUCUGCAGAAUGCGGUUGACGACUCGUAUCGAAGCAUCAUGGACGAGGAGCCUGUGUUUGCGUUCAGUAAAUCGUUCAACUUGAGCGGUGGAUGCACUGAUGAGUAUGUCGAAGACAGCGUGCUCUUCACAAUUGCCCAUAUCCAGGACCCAGUCACGCAAUUCGCCUCGGCACGCGGUCUUACCAUGAUGAGGCCAUUGUGGAAGUCGUACUUCUUCACAAACGAUGCUCUGACCUCGUUCCACUACCACGACUACAAGCAUGCCUUUACACUUGCAGCUGACUACUCGGCGAAGGUAGCAAAAGAUGCUUACGCCAGCGGUAGCGACAGCUACAAGGACAUUGUCGAGCUCAGCGCGAGGCAAGUUCUGGGCGGGACUGUCUUCAGCGGAACUCCGGACAACCCGAUCCUCUUCCUGAAGGAGAUCAGCAGUGACGGCAACUGUCAGACCAUCGAUGUCAUCUUCCCUGCCUUCCCCUUCUUCCUCUACACCAACCCGAAAUGGCUCGCGUAUAUGCUUGAGCCACUGCUUGAGCACAUGCUCAGUGGCCAGUACCCGAACGAUUACGCGAUGCACGAUUUAGGCGCGUCCUUCCCGAAUGUGACGGGACACCCAGAUGGAAGAGAUGAAUACAUGCCGGUGGAGGAGUGUGGAGAUAUGUUGAUUAUGGGACUGGCUCUGGUGAACAGUCUCAAGUACGACUCGCAAGAGCAGGCACAGUCUCCAUGGAGCGCUUUGGGCAAGCCGAAAGAUGUCGCCAGCAUCGAAGCCUCCGAUAGUGUCAGUCCGUUCUCUCUGCCGGCAGUCCUUGAGACCCGAGAAGGCAUCUAUGGUCUCGAUGAUCAGUGGGGUGGAGUCGCCUCCAAGCAUCAAGCGGAGAAAUGGGUGUCUCGGACCUACAGCCUUUGGAAGCAAUGGACAGGAUACCUAGUAGAGUUUUCCUUAUACCCAGAGAACCAGCUCUGCACCGACGACUUCGCCGGUUGGCUGCCGCUCAUGACGAACCUCGCACUGAAGGGCAUCGUCGGUAUCAAGGCUAUGAGCGAGCUUGCUGAGCUGGUAGGCGAGAAGGAAGACGCCAAGCACUACCGCAACAUUAGCGAGUCUUACAUCAAGACUUGGGAGAAGGAGGGCAUCGCGCAUGAUGGUGGCCGAGCCAAGCUAGCAUACAACUGGCAAGGCAGCUGGACGACCAUCUACUCCCUCUACGCAGACGCUCUGCUGUGCUUCCACCCGUCACUGAACGCAUCCUCAAGCGAUCUUGACAUGCACAGGGCUGGCACCCAGGAGCCCCUGAUGCCACACAGCAAAGACGCCAGCAACUUCAUCCCAGACCACAUCUACACAACGCAGUCUCGUUGGUAUGAGGUGGCCAUGCAGAAGUACGGACUUCCACUAGACAGUCGGCACUUCUACACCAAGAGCGACUGGGAAUUCCAGGCUGCUGCCGUGUCCAGCAAAAAAGUGCGAGCUCAGAUCCUGGAUCGGGUCGCGAAGUGGUUGAAUGAGACGAGUACUGAUCGGCCAUUUACUGAUCUCUAUAAGACGGAGGAUGAUGGCGGAUAUCCAGGGCCGAACUUCUUUGCUAGGCCGGUCAUUGGUAGUCACUUUGCUUUCUUGACGCUUGAGAGGGCUUGUGGUGGGAAGGGGAGCCAGGCUUUCAUGUAUGAGUCGUAA